UUUCAGAAUGAUGUUUUCCUCAAUAGAUUCUCUUCUUAAAAUCUCAACUUCUUCUCAAAAUGAAGAUCAAAAAUUAGAGAGUCACCCCUCCCCUCCAUCACAAAUUCCAAAUUAUUCAACCAGCUGCUCUGAGGAAUUAAUGAAAAUGGCGGCAAAAGCAGCCCAAUUUGCUGCUCAAGCCUCGCUGGAGAACUCAUUUUCCAGUUCUACUUCUCCCACAUCAACUGUUACUCCACUUUCUGCAUACACGUCACUGGUUCAGCCGGUCCUUCCUUUGAUCUACGAUCAUUUAGCAUUAACAUAUUCAGUAAAUGCAUGGCAAGCAUGGGGAAAGAUGAGAAGACCACGAACCGCAUUCAGCAGUGAACAAUUAGUUCAAUUAGAGAAACAAUUCUCAGAUAAUCGAUAUUUGAGUAGACCAAGAAGAUAUCAAUUGGCACAACAAUUAUCUCUUUCAGAGACUCAGAUCAAAAUCUGGUUCCAAAAUCGUCGAAUGAAAAACAAACGUUGCCCAUCUUCAACUCCAAUUCAAUCAACUUCCUCUUCUUGAUAAUCUUUUUAUAUUUGAUCACUUUUACUUAAUAAAUUCUUAAUCAAAAGACAA
Caenorhabditis elegans is the source of this 604-nucleotide messenger RNA. It is a transcript of the gene ceh-12, whose product is annotated as Homeobox protein ceh-12. Gene Ontology annotation, cellular component: nucleus. The record is from RefSeq and is marked reviewed. The coding region runs from base 8 to 550 and encodes 180 amino acids. Gene Ontology annotation, molecular function: DNA-binding transcription factor activity, RNA polymerase II-specific; DNA binding. NCBI's taxonomy places the organism in Eukaryota, Metazoa, Nematoda, Chromadorea, Rhabditida, Rhabditidae. The transcript is spliced from 4 exons. Gene Ontology annotation, biological process: regulation of DNA-templated transcription; regulation of gene expression; neuron fate commitment.